Metschnikowia bicuspidata var. bicuspidata NRRL YB-4993 is the source of this 1001-nucleotide messenger RNA. RefSeq lists its product as uncharacterized. The coding region runs from base 15 to 719 and encodes 234 amino acids. Gene Ontology annotation, cellular component: fungal-type vacuole. The transcript has a single exon. Gene Ontology annotation, biological process: transmembrane transport. The record is from RefSeq and is a predicted model, not a curated record. Lineage: Eukaryota; Fungi; Ascomycota; Pichiomycetes; Serinales; Metschnikowiaceae. Gene Ontology annotation, molecular function: transmembrane transporter activity.
AGCUUGAGUUCAACAUGAAAGAAUCGUGGUUUUACUUGUUCAGUCGCCCAAUUCAAUUGGCUCCACUUCCUGCAGUGAUAUGGGGCGGUAUUGUUUAUGGCGCCCAGAUGAUGUGGCUUUCGCUCAUGGCCACGACACAAUCGGAGAUUUUCGAGACAUACUAUGGCUUCUCCACCUCUUCUACAGGUCUUACCAACUUGGCUCCAUUGGCUGGCUGCUUGAUUGGCAUGGUCUAUGGAGGACGAUUUGUGGACUGGCUCGCGGUUUUCUUGGCCAAAAGAAACAAAGGAGUUCUUGAGGCCGAGUUCAGACUCUACGCCAUGUGGUUUCCUACUUUGAUCAACGCAGCAGGUGUGCUCGCUUAUGGUCUUGGUGCAAACAGCAAGGCUCCGUGGGCCAUACCGGUUAUUGUGGGCCAAGGUUUUCUUGGGUUCUCCAUGACCUCUACAGGCCCGAUCUGUUUAACGUACGCUAUCGAAUGUUAUCCUGAAUUGUCUUCUGAGGCAUUGGUGUUGAUGUUGUUCGUUAGAAACAUGAUAGGCAUGGGUUUCACAUGGGGUAUCCAGGCUUGGUUAGAAAGAGAUGGACUUGUCACGACAACCUGGUUAAUGUUUAUGUUAUCGCUUAUUAUCAACGGGUUUGCGAUCUUCUUUAUAAUUUGGGGGAAGAAGUGGCGCAAAAUGACAAAGGAAUACUACUUGAGAAUUGCCAAUAAAUAGAAUGGUAUCCUACUACAGCUACAAAGAUACGAAUAAGUGCAUAUAUAUCAUUCGAGAGCAGGGCGGUGACAUGAACUAAGAGUCUGAACCCCAGAUUAACACAGUCAAAGAUAGGGUAGUAGACAAAAAGAUAGGUCAUACCGGGGUUCGAACCCGGGUUACCGGAAUCAGAAUCCGAGGUGAUACCACUACACUAUACGACCUUAUUGAUGGCUACAUCUGAGUGGAAGAAACAAACAUAGUAGGUUGAAUACUGAACGUGAACGUAACAAAUUCAGAAGG